Messenger RNA from Cokeromyces recurvatus, 1203 nucleotides. RefSeq lists its product as uncharacterized. The coding region runs from base 5 to 1120 and encodes 371 amino acids. The transcript is spliced from 3 exons. Lineage: Eukaryota; Fungi; Mucoromycota; Mucoromycetes; Mucorales; Mucoraceae. The record is from RefSeq and is a predicted model, not a curated record.
CAUUAUGGGAGUGAAAAACGAUUAUAGAAUAUCAACAAUAGCUGUAUUAUGUAAAGAUUGCAAUCAAGAUGUUGGUUUAUAUCCAGCUCGACAUAAAUGUAAUGAUACAACAAAACGACUUCAGUUACCUACUUUAUGUUCAAGUACUUUGAAAAGCAGUAACAGUCAUUGGAGUCAGCAGCAACAUGAAGAAGAAGAUGAUGAUAAUCUGCCUGAUCUUAUUGCUUCUACUCCAGGGAGUAUUACAAGACAGCCAUCUGAUAGCUCAAUGGAAAGUGGAAAAUGGAAUGCUUUUAUGAACUAUCGUAGCAAUAACUCAGAUGUCAAAUCCAUGGAUUUUAAACAGAAUCAUGAUAAAGAAGAAGAAUCUAUUUACUUUGAUAACUAUGCAACUCAUUUACUAAAAUCAUCCAACUCCUUAAAUGAGUCGAACAAUACAGCAACUACAAAUAAUGGAAAGCAAUUAUGGGGUCGGGUUAAAGAAAAUGAAAAAUGGAAAGAAUUAAUAACUGAAAAAAAAAACAUUAAUAAGCCUAAUAAUAAACUUUGGGGUAAGAUCAUUCGUGCGACUGUAUUAAAAGAAGAAGAUGCUGAUGAUAAUCCAGAGUCAGACAAUGAUGAUUGGGAAGGAGAAACACAUGUGUCUAGAAUAUUAAGAGAAUAUUAUGAAAAUAAAAGAAAAAUAAACAAUGUGCCAUUCCCAUCUUGGCUUAUUGAUGAUCGUACUCCUAUUUCUACAUUAGCUUUGAUUCCAGCAAAGGAACAAUUAGGUCAAGAAGAAGUUGUAUUACAUAAAAGACAGCAAUCAGUACGACGAUUAUGGCAAUCUUCGGAAGAAGAAACGUUAACAUCAAGACAAAAAGAAAUACAGGCACUUCGUCAAAUUGCACAAGGAUGUAAUAGUUAUUAUAAAAACUCAACCGUAUCUCGUUCACAGAGUGAACGUGUUCAUCAUACACAUAUAUCUACAAGUCAAUCAUCAGCAUAUCAUCAUUCCCUUUAUAACCAAGACAAUAAAGUUUUAAAUAACACAUCAACUACACCAAGAAGAACAUAUACAACAAGUCGACCAUACAAUAGCAGUAAUUUGUCUUCAUUCAAACUAAAGCAUAUUAAAUAAAUAAAUUACAUAAUAUGUAUAUUUUUUUUUAUUGUAUAUUUUUUGUGUCAUUUAAUUCGACAAUGAUAAUCAUUUAUAUGCAC